AGAGCGCCUGCCCGGCUCGCCCGAGCUCGCCGCACCCGCCAUCCCCCAGCCGCAGGACCCCGGCGAGCGCCACUCGGCUAGGCUGCUGCCCUGGCCUCGAGUUGCCUGGCUGAGGCGGGCUUCCACGACGCACGCAAGUCUCUCGUUUUUAAAAAUCUUACCAAAGAAAUAGAUUAAGCUUCAAGCUGGCGGGGACGAUGGGUCACAUAAAGAAAGGCGAGCUGACCCAGGAGGAAAAGGAGCUGCUGGAAGUGAUCGGGAAAGGUACCGUCCAAGAAGCUGGAACACUGUUAUCUAGUAAGAAUGUUCAUGUCAACUGUUUGGAUGAGAAUGGCAUGACUCCUUUAAUGCAUGCAGCAUAUAAAGGAAAACUUGACAUGUGCAAGUUACUUCUGCGCCAUGGAGCUGAUGUCAAUUGCCAUCAACAUGAGCAUGGAUACACAGCCCUCAUGUUUGCUGCACUUUCUGGCAAUAAAGACAUCACGUGGGUGAUGUUGGAGGCAGGCGCAGAGACGGAUGUUGUGAACUCAGUCGGAAGAACCGCCGCCCAGAUGGCAGCCUUUGUAGGUCAGCAUGAUUGUGUGGCUAUAAUCAACAAUUUCUUCCCUCGAGAGAGACUGGAUUAUUACACUAAACCCCAGGGAUUGGAUAAAGAGCCAAAACUGCCUUCAAAGUUGGCAGGACCACUGCACAAAAUCAUUACCACAACGAAUCUCCACCCUGUCAAGAUUGUGAUGCUUGUGAAUGAGAACCCUCUGCUGGCAGAAGCAGCCGCUCUCAGUAAAUGCUACAAGGUGAUGGAUUUGAUCUGUGAGAAGUGCAUGAAGCAGAGAGACAUGAAUGAAGUGCUGGCUAUGAAAAUGCACUACAUCAGCUGCAUCUUUCAGAAAUGCAUUAACUUCCUCAAAGAAGGAGAGAAUAAACUGGAUACCCUGAUCAAAAGCUUGUUAAAAGGCAGGGCAUCUGAUGGCUUCCCAGUGUACCAGGAAAAGAUCAUCAGAGAAAGCAUCAGGAAAUUUCCAUACUGUGAAGCCACCCUCCUCCAGCAGCUGGUGCGAAGCAUUGCUCCAGUUGAAAUCGGAUCGGAUCCAACUGCGUUCUCUGUACUUACCCAAGCCAUCACAGGACAAGUGGGGUUUGUGGAUGUUGAGUUUUGCACCACCUGUGGAGAAAAGGGAGCAAGUAAAAGAUGUUCGGUUUGCAAAAUGGUAAUAUAUUGUGACCAGACCUGCCAGAAGACACACUGGUUCGCACAUAAGAAGAUGUGUAAGAGUCUGAAAGACAUUUAUGAGAAGCAACAGUCUGAAGCUGCCAAACAUAAGAGCCAGGAGGAAAAGAAUGGAAAGCUCGAUGUCAACUCUAACCAUGUUAAUGAAGAUCAACCAGAGGCUACAGUGGACAUCUCCCAAGAAAAUUCCACUCCUGCUGAUUCUGUGGAAGGAGAGAGAGAACCUGGAGGUGAAGCUGGGCUGGCCAGCACACAGGAUGCUCCUGCAGAGCCACGGCUGUCCGAGGAGUAAAAGCUGUCAAUGGUGGCCAGCAUGGGCAGCCUUCAUCCCAGCAGAUAGCUGCAGAACUCAUGUGAAUGUAUCUUCAUUUGCUGUGACACUGCAUGGCCCAGUGGCAGGAGUACACAUCCCUAGACUAGAGGCUUUCAAGCAGAGCUACCUCCCACACCGCGACUUCCUGCUCAUUUCUGGUCUAUAGUUAAACAGGCAUUUCGGUGGAAAGUAUUUUCUUUCAAAACACACAUGCAAAACCAUGUCUGUUCCCUUUAUGGCUUCCCAGCGAUUGUACACAUAGGAAAAUAAACUCCCCUAAAGAAGAAAUCUGGGUUCUAGGGAACAAAGAACAGGAAAAAUGUGAAAGAGAAGUGAUGUUUAGAGAACAAAAUCACAGGCACAGAAACGGGCUGUCAGAAAAGGCAAAACUUACCUGCAAAUAAAGUACAUGUGAGUGGCUUUUAUUGUCCGGCAGUUGGACGUACAAACUGUAAUGAGGAACAGUCAGUGUUCAAAGAACGUUGCCAUAGUUCAGCCUGCUGUAGUUCAAAUGGAAAUUGUCGAGAGCACUUUGAACCUGCCCUUCUUGCAGCAAUAUCCUCUGCAGCAUUUGAACAUUCAGAAAGGUUGGGUCAUGCACUGGGUAGUCACUGUACACACACUUCCUGUAAAAGCACCUCAGGCACCAUACUCUCUCCAAAAGGCCAACUUUCAUCUUCCUACCAACUUUUCAGAAGCUGUCUCCUGUCCAGAAACUGUGACUUAUAGCCGCCAUUUAAAGGAUGUCCCAUUCUGUAUUUUAGUGUGUGUAACAUGUAGGCAAGCUGGAGUGUCAUGUCUGACUAAGGUGCUGUCUUUCAGUUUCCUGUUGGCUUUAAAAUAAAUCUACCUACAUACACAGUU
Messenger RNA from Cricetulus griseus (Chinese hamster), 2405 nucleotides. The record is from RefSeq and is a predicted model, not a curated record. NCBI's taxonomy places the organism in Eukaryota, Metazoa, Chordata, Mammalia, Rodentia, Cricetidae.